Messenger RNA from Paramecium tetraurelia, 990 nucleotides. RefSeq lists its product as uncharacterized. Gene Ontology annotation, biological process: conversion of methionyl-tRNA to N-formyl-methionyl-tRNA; biosynthetic process. The transcript has 3 exons. The record is from RefSeq and is a predicted model, not a curated record. Gene Ontology annotation, molecular function: methionyl-tRNA formyltransferase activity. NCBI's taxonomy places the organism in Eukaryota, Ciliophora, Oligohymenophorea, Peniculida, Parameciidae.
AUGAAAACUAUAUUUUUUGGGAGUGGAUUGUUUCCCUUGCCUAUCUUUUAAAGGUUGCAUAAGUUGGCAGCAAUUGAUCCCAAAUUGAGUCUGAUAACAGUGCCAAACCAUUCACAUAAGGAGAAAAAUUAAAUUAAAGAUUAUGCUGCUUAAUAGCAAUUUAAAAUUUAUCAACCAAAUUUGUCAGACAAGACUAACAACUUUGUUUAAGAAAUUCAGGAGAAACCUGAUCUUGGAAUAGUUUGUAAUUAUGGAUACAUGAUUCCAAGUCAGAUUAUUGAUAUUUUUAAUAAGGGAGUUUACGUGAUUCAUCCUUCCUUAUUGCCAAAGUAUAGAGGGGCAGCUCCGAUUCAAAGGGCUAUAAUGAAUGAUGAAUAGAAGACUGGUGUGUCAUUUAUUGAGAUUUCAAAAAAUAAAUUUGAUGCAGGUGCAAUCCUGUUAAGAAAAGAAAUUGAUAUCCUUGCAGUCGAUAGAUAUAAGGAGUUAUCAUAGAAAUUAUCAUAAUUGACAGCGGAUUCAGUAGAAGAAUUCAUUACAAAUCUUGACAAAUUUGAAAGAUUGGGUCAGAAUGCUAGUGAGACAACUAAGGCACCAAAGAUUACUCAAGCUGAUUUAAGGCCAGAUUUCAACAAUACAGCAAAUAAGAUAUAUAACUAAUACAGAGGGAUUUAUGGGACAAAUUUCCAUAGUUUGAAAUUGAAAUACUAAGAAAGGGAAUUCUACUUAGAGAACAUUACAUUAGCAAACGACUUAGAAAUAGAGCAGUUGAAGCAUUUCAAUGCAGCUGAGAAUGGCACAUUGUGGUUAAUAAAGAGCAAACAAUUCAAAAACAAUUUCUACAUAAAAUGCAAUGAGAAUAGUUGGAUUCGAGUCUAAGAAUUCAGAUUCACAGAUAGGGGCAGUAGUUAGGCAGCAUAUACAUUCAAGAAUCAGUUCAUGACGGAUUUCAAAUUUGAUAGUUUGGAUAACCAUUACAAGUUAAGUUAUUGA